This is a messenger RNA of Ipomoea triloba (trilobed morning glory), 789 nucleotides long. RefSeq names its product ankyrin repeat-containing protein NPR4-like. The transcript is spliced from 2 exons. The record is from RefSeq and is a predicted model, not a curated record. NCBI's taxonomy places the organism in Eukaryota, Viridiplantae, Streptophyta, Magnoliopsida, Solanales, Convolvulaceae. Bases 1 to 789 code for a protein of 262 amino acids.
AUGCAGGAGGAAAAGGUGGAAGUCUCAGAAAACAAGAAAACGGAUGAUCAGGAGGAGAAUGAGAACAUUAUUCAAGAAUCAUCAGCUCUUCGGAUAUCCACAGCAACCCAAAAGGAGGUAGUCCCAGAAAACAACAAAAAAGAUUAUCAACAGGAGGAGAACAUUAUGCAAGAAUCAUCAGCUCUUGGGUUAUCCACAGCAGCCCUUCACUAUGAAAGAGAGAUUUCAUGGUUUAUGGGGGUGGAGAAGAUUGUGCCGUCAUCAUUUCGCCACAUGAGAAAUAAGGACGGCAAAACCCCAAAGCAAUUGUUUUUGAAAGAGCACAUGAAAUUAAAGAUGAACGCAGAAAAAUCUAUUAGAGGCACAGCGGAUUCAUGCAUGAUUGUGGCAACCUUAAUCGCCACCGUGGCGUUUUCUGCGGCCUUCACCGCACCAGGUGGUAAUGAUGACCAGACAGGUAUUCCCAUAUUUAUAAAACGAGCAAGCUUUACAAUUUUCGCAAUAUCGGAUGCUGUGGCAAUGAUCUUCUCGAUGGUGUCAAUUCUCACAUUCUUAUCCAUCCUCAUUUGGCGCAAUACGGAUGAUGAUUUUCAUUUGGCAUUGAAAAGAUUGUUCGUAGGAUUUGCAGCAAUGGGUGUGUCCAUAUGCGGGAUGCUCUUCGCUUUUACCGCAGCCUUCUUUCUGGUGUAUGGGAGGGCAUGGCAGCCAAUUCUGAUUGCCACAUUUGUGGCUUUGCCAAUUGCUUCCUUUUUGUACCUAAAUACUAGGUUGUGGAUUGAUGUUGCUUAA